CAAAGAUUUUUAUCAGGAAGCAAUAUUUUUCACACUGGUUUGAACCAGUCACCUGAUUCACUAAGAAUGAACCAGUUUCUGCUUCGGGCGUCAUCGGUGUCUAUUUCCGCACCAAAACAAGCUUCGAAGCAGUGGUUCAAGGAAAAUGUUGCUUCGAGUUUAUUAGCUUGUAUCGGAGCAUCGGUGUCAGACAGCCAUCACUACGGAUAAUGUCCUAUUAUGGGAGGAAAAUACUUUCCCCUGGCUAAUUUCGGUCAGUUUGGAAUACUACUUGGAUGUGUUUUUGUCAUAACGUUAGCCAGGUAGGUUUAUCUGUGGUCGCUAGCCGCUAAGCUAGCGGAAGUAAAGAUGAUAGCUACACAGCUAGCUAGCUUGCUAAUAUUAUCGGCUAGCAUUAUCUAGACUUUAGCUAGUUCCGAGUUAACCCGUGUAAGACAUCCAUGGACACGAUUGUGUUUGAAACCGAGCUGGAUUUAAAGUCAGAUAGACCUCCCUAUGACCUGGAAACCGGUGUGUGUCCUCUGAUGAAGACUGCGGUUGGCUUCAGACCAGAGCAGACAUUAGUGUUGACCUUGUCCAGGACUCAAAAGAGAACUUGCCCGGCUUGGUCCAGAUUGAGGCAUCUUGGAGCGAAGGUCUGUCUCAAAAACCUGCAAGGUCUGCAAGAAAAGGCUUUAAUGAACACCAUUUCCCAGAAGCCCGAGCCCAUUGAAGCUGCAGUGACACGAGCUGAUGCCAGCCGACUGGCAGGAGAAUUGAACUGAGGUCCAGAGUCGAGAGAUGGCUGUAAGUACUAUUGUCUUAUGUUUUUAUAAAAGUGUUAAAAGAGGUGGAGACUAAUAUCAGAAACACACAAUUAACCUUGUCCUACUUGGACAGCCGAAGUCCAGAAGUCUAGUAAAUAACAGUGAUGCAUAAUAUGUAUACUGCCAUGCUGCAAAGCGAUCACAGGAAGUGUAGCUUUUCUGAUGCCAUGAAAGAAAAUCAUUAAUUAACCUUGUUAAAACCACAAAAGUUUACAUUUUCACUAGUAAGUGUUGCAUUGGUUGAUGGCUUCUUUUAGAAUAUGAAAAAAAAUCCCAAGGAAUGUGCUUAGUUUUCUUACAGUGACAGUAGCAGAGGCUACCCAGAUGUGUUGGCUUUCUAUUAUGGCCUAUUACAAAGAAGAAGAAGUCAGUCCUUGACUCUAAAUGCAGUCGAUGCAUGAUGAUGUCCAAGUCAUUAGUGCUGAAGUCCAAGUUGUCACGAGUCCAGAAAAUCAGUCAGAUAAGACUACAUGUAAAUGUGUGAAUGUCUAAGGUUCCUUUUUUGGAUGCAUGUUUGGGAAUUCUUUUUACUUGCAUGUGGAUGUAGGCGUUUCAUUUCUCUGCAUAGUUAAAACUCUCCACAUUAGGGUGUUGGUGCCCUUGUGUCUGGAGAGUGUAAGCUCCAAAGAAUUUGUUCAGUGAUUCAGGAAAUGUGUGGCACAGUGAGUUUGCUCCCUUUUGAGGUGUUUGUUGGCCAAGGCUGAUCCUGACAGUUCUCCAGGGAGCGUGCUCAGUAGGCCUCUUCAAAGAGUCCUACCUCCCAAAGCAGGAAGUCCAGCCCUGUGCUGCUUGGAAACAAGAUGAGGCAGACAGGAAGGAAGUGAGAAAACCUCAAGAGGCGUGAGAGACUGAAAAACCGAUAUGAGUCCUCAAAGAUGAGGAAAGUCCAGCCAGAUGGAUUUUGGUGUGUAGCAUUAACAUACACACACCGGGAUCAAGGGUCCAGUGAGAAAGGGUUAGGGUUAACUUUCCUCUAAAGGGUGUCAAAAAAACGAACUAAAUUGGGUGUUAGAAAAUGCUAAGGAGCUGAAAAAAGGUCCUGGGUGCCCAGCUCCCCUGUGCGGGUGCUCACGUUCUAUUUUACAGACAGUGUCCCUUUAAAAAGCCCCACGUCUGGAAAGCCCAUUAGAUGUGCAUAUAAAAUUUCCCCUGUGAUUAAUAGUUGAUGAGGCAGGGUUGGUUGGAGGGUACUACCAACAUGUGGCCAGCAGGGCUCCUCCUCUACACUCUCAUGUUACACUCCAUAAACUUGCCACUAUUUCCCACCUCUACAUUUAAAAAGGAGGAGGGCUCACUUGUCAAGAAUGCCUUAGAAGAGUUGUGAAAACAGCAAGCUCGAGAAGGGGAGUCAUGCAGUUGCAGAUGCAGCUCUCCUGCCUAGCCACAAAGCAGUCAGAUCAGUCAGGGGGAGAGGGUGUGUGAGUGCAGUACAGAGGGAAAGUGUGCAAGAGUGUGUGUGGACUAGAGGCUCCAAAAGACGUUGCAUACACUCCCAGAGAGAGAGGGAAGCACGCUGUCACAGGAAGGCGUCUGUCCUCACGCAGUCUGGGCUGUGGAAGAGUCAGCAGCCUCUGACAGAAGUCAGUACUCCAGCGGUGGAUGCAGUGAAACGAUGAUGUGCAUGUAGUCAGCAGAACUGGAUAUUUCUCAAAAGAGAAAGAUACAGGUUUCCAGUCCGCACUUAUUUUCUAGGAGGGGUUUUUAAACUUCUCAACAAGGAAAAUACUAAGACGUUAUUAUUCAAGACUGUGUGAAGUGUUUUUGCAUCACCAUGGAUCAGCCAGCUAGCAGCUGCAUGCGGAGCGCCCACCCCAGCAGCCCCAUCUGGGGUUGCAUGAGGAACCCUCACUCAGGGGUCCCAGGAGCCAAUCUACAGUCGCCCUACCAGCAGGCCCCUUUCUCCCUCCACCAGAAGCCCGAGUUCCUGGCCUACACAGACUUCUCCAGCUCCUGCCUGGUGCCGGCCGCGCCGCACGCAGCCUACCCCCGUGACGACAGAUUAUACCAAGAGAGCCAGGAGGGUUACCAGAGAGCUGACUGGCCAUUCAACCCAUGUGAGGCACGGGUGAGGGCGCCCGAGGCCUGUCCGCCCAUCGUCGCACCUGCAGUAGUCGGUGGCGGUGGGGGUGGAAGGCCCGAGCUGGACAGUGUCAGCGGAGAGAGGCUGCCAGGGCCCGUGCCCGGGUGCCUGGAGGGGGAAUACUCGCCCCAGAGCAUGGCAUCGGCCGACUCGGACAAGAAGAGCUCCAAUAAGAGGAAGAGAGAUGUCACAGAUAUCCAGGAGUCCAGUUUUAAGGUGGACUCCAGCUGCAAGGCUCGGAAAGAACGCACUGCGUUCACCAAGGAGCAGCUGAGAGAGCUGGAAGCAGAGUUCACCCACCAUAACUACCUGACCAGGCUCCGCCGCUACGAGAUCGCCGUCAACCUGGACCUCACAGAGAGACAGGUGAAGGUCUGGUUCCAGAACAGGAGGAUGAAGUGGAAGCGAGUGAAAGGGGGACAGUCGGCUUCACCCAACGACUUGGAAAAUGACGACAUAGACUCUGCUGCCUCGCCCAGCUCUGAAUGAACAAGGGGGGCUGACAUUAAUUAAAAGAGGUGCAAGCGACACAAACACCGGGGUCGACCGGACACCAGUACAACACAACCUCUGCUCAUGUUUUGUUUAGAAAGCUGCAAGAAUCAAAUCACUCUGGAGACGAUGUUUUUUACUCCCAGGAAGAAAUCCCUGAGCAUCUCCUUUGUUGUUGACUUCUGUUGUAAAUAGUUGAUUUUUGUCCAUAACGAACUGCAUUUUGAUACCUUAACGAUAAAUACUCUUACAGUCAUUGUAGAUCAGUGACAGAGUCAGCAGCUUCAAGGCCAGUGAGACAUAUCAGACCGUGAUGUGAUUGUGUUUGAGCGCAGCCCCUUUGGUUCCAAUAUCAUAAUCAUGGCCUUUGACGCUUGACUACAACCACCUGGGAAACUCAGACUGCGUAAGUGUUGCCAAGCCAUAAGUGCCUCAGAAUCAGAUGGGCUUUUUUCAUUUUGUCAGUUUCUUUUUCCUAGAAUAUAGUUUUUUUUUUUCUGUCAAGCAUUUUUUACCAUUCAUUCCUUUACAUUUUGAAUGUUAUAGAUAAAACACAGAUGUUGCCUGUUUCUGCAAAAAGAAUAAAUCAUCUGCUGCAAAAUGGGGAAAAUAUCUUGAUAAUUUCUUCCACCCAUAACAACUGAGGAAGGACUGGACAGCAGGUAGAUGUGUUGACCUUUCUUUGUCUGACAACAACUGCUAAGCACUGAGAACACAAUGACUGAGUAGUUGUUGUUUACGCCCAUGUGCUUUUGAUGUUGGCAGCUGACAUCAAAGGUAAUAAAUCACGUAUGUGCGCGGUUGUGUACUUGUCCGUUUAAGCACGGAACAGUAUUUUUGCCUGGUUCCAGAGAUGUGUUGCCCACAUCUCAGAGUGUGUUCUGCUCAGUGAUGGCUAUUACGCCAUUUGGAAAAAGGACUAGCCAAUCAGACAUUUGUAGCCGCGAUUAAUAAUGGGGACAUGAUUUUUCUGUGCCAGAGGCAGACGAAUGGCAACAGAAAAAUGGUUGCAAAUGGACUCAAGUAUGUGUUAUUUCACUUGUUUAUAAUACUGUAGGGGCACUAAUGCAAAUACAGUGCUGUCACACUACUCUGAAAUGUUUUUUUUUUUGUUGUUGUUGUUUUAUUUUGUUGUUUUUUGUAAUGGAAGAACAGUUUCUAGUGUCUAUAAACCAUAAAAUCACCAUGGUGGGUAUUUGGCUCUCUGCCAAAUGUGUAAUCAAGCUGCUGUUUGCUAACACAUUCACUAUGUCAACAUUGUUUUUACAGAUUGUUUUUGCUAUUCCCAAGGAGCAAAAAGAGGAAAAACAAACUGCUCCUGGCAUGUGUGAUGUCCUACUGGAUAAUGACAGUUCAUUCAUGAUAUCACUCAUAAUA
This is a messenger RNA of Monopterus albus (swamp eel), 4755 nucleotides long. RefSeq names its product mesenchyme homeobox 1 (gene meox1). The transcript is spliced from 6 exons. Gene Ontology annotation, biological process: somite development; positive regulation of transcription by RNA polymerase II. Gene Ontology annotation, molecular function: DNA-binding transcription factor activity, RNA polymerase II-specific; RNA polymerase II cis-regulatory region sequence-specific DNA binding. The record is from RefSeq and is a predicted model, not a curated record. The coding region runs from base 2578 to 3375 and encodes 265 amino acids. Lineage: Eukaryota; Metazoa; Chordata; Actinopteri; Synbranchiformes; Synbranchidae. Gene Ontology annotation, cellular component: nucleus.